Aspergillus ochraceoroseus IBT 24754 is the source of this 2515-nucleotide messenger RNA. Its product is annotated as putative manganese ion homeostasis (Fr). Gene Ontology annotation, cellular component: endoplasmic reticulum. Gene Ontology annotation, biological process: GPI anchor biosynthetic process. Gene Ontology annotation, molecular function: hydrolase activity. The transcript has 2 exons. Bases 198 to 2195 code for a protein of 665 amino acids. The record is from RefSeq and is a predicted model, not a curated record. Lineage: Eukaryota; Fungi; Ascomycota; Eurotiomycetes; Eurotiales; Aspergillaceae.
AAUAUUUGCUUAUCUUUUCGAUUGACAAUGCUGUCAAGCCUUAAUAGUGCUUGUCUACUUUCAGCAUAAGAGAUCUCGCCUAGUCCAUGUUGCGCACAGCCUGAGUUCUGAGCCUUUCCGGUGCACAGUUUGCGGAGAGAGCAAUGCAACAGGGGCAGUGAGUUCGCUCCGGCAGCAUCUAGGUUAAGAGCGCAGCCAUGAGUUACUCGUACUUGCCUGGAGCGGGCGCCGAUGCUUACCGUCCUGCGCGCCGCACACAAGCCUCGAAUAUCCUAAGACAGCUACAGGACACGUUACCAGCGAAGGCCACCCAGUGGGCCAGUUCAGCGUUGCAUUCAAGCUCGGCUGGAUUACAUAAAUUACGCAAUGGGGGGGAAUUGAAGUCUUUGGUUUGGAAGACCGUACGGCGUGCAUUUACGAUAACAAAUGGGUUGAUUAUUCUGUGGAUUUUCACGCUGUGGUGGGGAGAACGGGGGGUCUUUCAGGAGAGUCUAGAGUCAUGCGCUUGGGACGCGUGGGAGAAAUGGCCUCAGGAUGCUCGACCGCAUCAUGUCGCCUUCAUCGCUGACCCUCAGCUCGUGGAUCCUCAUACCUACCCUGGCCGGCCGUGGCCACUCUCGACGUUGACGGUCAAAUUCACGGAUCAGUAUCUGAGAAGAUCUUUUUCGUCUAUCCAGAGCAAUCUUGACCCGGAUUCAGUCCUAUUUUUGGGCGAUCUUUUCGACGGUGGAAGGGAGUGGGGAACAGCGUCCAGCGAAAGCCCCGAGGAGCGCUAUAGGAAAUAUACAGAUUCUUUCUGGAAGCAGGAGUUCCACCGGUUUUCGAAUAUUUUCGCAGAUACGUGGAAUAAGCAGGAAUCGCAUUCAACGAGCCCUCACGGCCGUGUCAUGAUCGCCAGCUUGCCAGGGAAUCAUGAUCUAGGUUUCGGAUCAGGGGUUCAACUACCGGUUCGAGAUCGUUUUCAGAAUUUCUUUGGCAAGGGGAACCGCGUCGAUGUUAUUGGGAACCACACCAUUGUCUCUGUUGACACCGUAUCGCUCAGCGCGAUGGAUCAACCAGAUCCCCACACGGGCAGCACCGGUGCUGGAAACGGAGACGGGGAGCGACCGAACCAGCGGAUUUGGCAGGAGGCGGAGGAGUUCUUGAAUAAUAUGAACGCGCAUCGUGGACGCGCAGAGAUGGACGAGCUCCGAUUUCUAGGGAGCGAAGUCCCUUCGCGCCUUUUCCAGCACGCGAUCAAGGGGAUUGACGACCCGGCGAUUGCCCAGAACCCCCAGCCAGAAAUGGUCGGAUUCCCAACCGUUCUUUUGACUCAUGUCCCGCUAUAUCGAAAGUCAGCCACCCCCUGUGGACCACUUCGAGAGCGCUGGCCCCCGUCAGCAGAGGGCUUAGAAGAGGAUGAUCGGAAUGCUCUCAGCAUUAGCGGCGGGUAUCAGUAUCAAAAUGUGCUGACCAAAACCAUUUCAAACGAUGUGGUGUCUAAAGUCGGGCCGAACCUCAUCCAGGUUUACUCUGGGGAUGACCAUGAUUACUGCGAAAUCACUCAUCGUGAGUUUAGCGGUUCUCCUAAAGAGAUCACUGUUAAGAGUCUGUCUUGGGCGAUGGGUGUCCGAAAACCGGGCUUUGUAAUGGCAAGCCUCUGGAACCCUAUUGACCCUGCCACCGGACAGCCGCUUGAGGCUUCGACCUCAGGAAGUACGCUCCAAAAUCAUCUAUGUCUUCUUCCCGACCAAUUGUCCAUCUUUAUUCACUACGGUCUGAUUCUAAGCCUCACCUUGGUUGUCCUUUUGGUGCAAGCUGCCUUCGCCGCUUUGUACCCCCCCCGCUCAGACACCCCAGCACCCAUCCUCCCUCUCUCUGAGCAGCGCGGAUACCCCCUGCGAAGCCGAGCAGUCUCUCAUUCGUCAUCAUCUAGCUUGUCUAGCUCCUCGUUUGUGAAGCCUGGUGGUCUAGCCAGCCGUGCUGUGAACAACCCGCGGGCUACCCCGCCUCAGUCAUACCCUGAUACUUACCCAAGUCCAGAUUAUGCGGAGGGGGUGGACCGCUGGAAGUGGAAACCGGGCAGCACGAACCAGCGGCAACCGCGCGGGAGUAGUACGCUUUUCGGGCGCGUGGGAUAUGAGCUCCUAACUUCGGUGAUAAACGUCGCUCCCGUUGUUCUCGCCUGGUAUUUCUUCCUGAUCUGGCGGUGGUGAUUAUCCUGUAAAUAAAACAUGAAUACAUUGCAUGUGUCUAAAUUUUGUGCAUUGCUGAAGGAGUAUGUAUGGGGUUUGGUUUUUGUAUAUGACAUGACAUAGGUGUACGAGUUACUCAAUUACGUAGGAGGCGUUGGAAACAAUGAUGAUUCACUGAAUCUAUUAUACCCUGUACAUCUUUUUUUGUUCCAGUCAAACAUGAAAUAGAAUCAUGGAGCCAAUGGUAGUGUGGAUAGAUAUUACAAUUGGUCUCUUGCGUUUCUCCGACGAAUCUCCACGUUGAAGUUUGAACUACUCCAUAAUCACGAGGCAUAGCAACA